GGCGGCGGCGGGGGCGACGGCCGCGGUCCCAGCGGCGGCAGCCACAGCAGCGGCGGGAGGAGCCUCCAGGAAAUGGAUGAAAAGAGGCUGCUGGAUCCAGGGUUGAAAGUUCAUAAAGGCCUCUGGGAUUAUACUCUGAAGAGCCAGCAGAUGGAAUGCCUGAGUGACUGAAGAAAAUGGGUGCUAAUGCAUCUAACUAUCCUCAUUCAUGUUCCCCGAGGGUAGGGGGAAAUUCUCAAGCCCAACAGACUUUUAUAGGGACAUCAUCCUAUUCUCAGCAAGGCUAUGGUUGUGAAUCAAAAUUAUAUAGUCUUGACCAUGGCCAUGAGAAACCACAAGACAAAAAAAAGAGAACCUCUGGCCUUGCCACCCUCAAAAAGAAGUUUAUUAAGCGUCGAAAAUCGAAUAGGUCUGCUGAUCACGCCAAGCAGAUGCGAGAACUCCUCUCUGGUUGGGAUGUUAGAGAUGUCAAUGCAUUAGUGGAGGAAUACGAGGGAACUUCAGCCUUAAAGGAACUUUCUCUACAAGCCAGUUUGGCUAGACCAGAAGCCCGGACAUUGCAGAAGGAUAUGGCCGAUCUUUAUGAGUAUAAGUAUUGUACUGAUGUAGACUUAAUAUUUCAAGAAACUUGUUUUCCUGUUCAUCGUGCCAUUUUGGCGGCAAGGUGUCCAUUUUUUAAAACACUGCUUUCUUCCUCACCUGAGUAUGGGGCAGAGAUCAUAAUGGACAUCAAUACAGCUGGUAUAGAUAUGCCUAUGUUUUCUGCUUUGUUACACUACCUUUAUACUGGAGAGUUUGGAAUGGAGGACUCAAGGUUUCAAAAUGUCGAUAUCCUCGUUCAGCUUAGUGAAGAAUUUGGAACACCAAAUUCCCUUGAUGUAGAUAUGCGUGGACUUUUUGAUUACAUGUGUUAUUACGAUGUCGUCCUUAGUUUUUCUUCAGACUCUGAACUGGUUGAAGCUUUUGGUGGAAAUCAGAACUGUUUAGAUGAAGAGCACAAAGCUCACAAAGCUGUUAUUUCGGCACGGUCCCCAUUUUUUCGAAAUUUAUUACAAAGGAGGAUACGGACUGGUGAAGAAAUCACAGACCGAACUUUGAGGACUCCCACAAGAAUUAUAUUAGAUGAGUCCAUUAUACCAAAAAAAUAUGCAAAAGUUAUAUUACACUGUAUGUAUACCGAUGUGGUGGACCUCUCCGUUUUGCACUGUAGCCCCUCUGUGGGGAGUCUCAGUGAAGUUCAGGCUCUCGUCGCAGGGAAACCAAACAUGACCAGGGCAGAAGAAGCCAUGGAACUUUACCACAUAGCACUGUUCUUGGAAUUUAACAUGCUUGCACAAGGCUGUGAGGAUAUCAUUGCUGAGAGCAUCUCAUUAGAUACCUUAAUUGCCAUCCUCAAGUGGAGCUCUCAUCCAUAUGGCUCCAAAUGGGUGCACCGACAAGCUUUACAUUUCCUCUGUGAGGAAUUUUCCCAGGUCAUGACUUCGGAUGUUUUUUAUGAGCUCAGCAAAGACCAUCUACUUACUGCUAUCCAGUCUGACUACCUACAGGCAAGUGAACAAGAUAUCCUUAAAUAUCUGGUUAAAUGGGGUGAGCACCAGCUGAUGAAAAGAAUAGCAGACAGAGAACCAAACUUACUGAGUGGCACUGCUCAUAGUGUGAACAAAAGAGGUGUGAAAAGACGAGACCUGGACAUUGAAGAGCUUCGAGAGAUCCUUUCUUCUCUCUUACCUUUUGUUCGUGUUGAGCACAUCUUACCUAUAAACAGUGAAGUCCUAAGUGAUGCAUCAGUGCUAGAUGAGAUGAUGGUGGAACAAACAGAUCUUGUGCGUUUACGAAUGGUUAGAAUGUCCAAUGUGCCAGACACACUUUACAUGGUCAAUAAUGCCGUACCACAGUGCUGUCACAUGAUCAGCCACCAGCAGAUCAGCAGUAACCAAUCAAGCCCUCCUUCGGUGGUAGCCAAUGAGAUUCCAGUUCCUCGUCUCCUCAUUUUGAAAGACAUGGUCAGACGUCUGCAGGAGCUCCGACACACCGAGCAGGUGCAGAGAGCUUAUGCACUGAACUGUGGGGAAGGCGCCACGGUCAGCUAUGAAAUCCAGAUCCGAGUACUGAGAGAGUUUGGUCUUGCCGAUGCUGCUGCAGAGCUCUUGCAGAAUCCUCACAAGUUCUUUCCUGAUGAACGUUUUGGGGAUGAAAGUCCGCUCUUGACACUGAGACAGUCUGGGAGAUGUCGUGUUAACAGCACCCCCACUGCAGAAACCAUGUUUACAGAUCUAGACUCUUUUGUGGCCUUCCAUCCACCCUUGCCCCCUCCACCACCUCCAUACCAUCCCCCAGCUACUCCCAUCCAUAACCAACUCAAAGCAGGCUGGAAGCAAAGACCUCCCAGUCAGCAUCCUUCACGUUCAUUUUCUUAUCCCUGUAAUCAUUCACUGUUUCACUCCAGAACGGCUCCUAAAGCCGGCCCCCCUCCAGUCUAUCUGCCAGGUGUUAAAGCCCCAGCACCUGAUUGUACCAACACCACAGGACUGGGGAGACAGACAGUAGCUGCUGCUGCCGCCGCUGCCGCCACCACCACUACCACCUCCACAGCAAUAGCAUCUGAGAAACAAGUGUGUACACAGCCUGUGCUAAAUGACCUAAUGCCAGAUAUUGCCAUGGGUGUGUCCACAUUGUCACUCAAGGACAGGAGGCUUCCAGAGCUUGCUGUAGACACAGAAUCAAGCCAGUCAGUUUCUGAAGUAGGACCAGGGCCUCCCCAGCAUCUGGCGUGUGUCCCACAGAGGCAUAUACACACGUCUCGAAAGAAACACACACUAGAGCAAAAGACAGAUGCUCGAGAAAAUCAGCAGGAAUAUCCGGAUUUCUAUGACUUCUCAAAUACUGCUUGCAGACCUUCUACUCCUGCUCCUGGCAGACGCACCCCUUCCCCUUCGCAAGGUGGAUACUUGGGUCCUGACCUGUACAGCCACAGUAAAGCACCACCAAGUGGCUUAAAGUCAGCCUACCUACCUGGCCAGACCUCUCCUAAAAAGCAGGAAGAAGCUAGGAGAGAUUAUCCGCUGUCCCCUGAUGGGAAUCUACACAAACAAAAGAAUGAGCCAAUACACCUCGAUGUCAUUGAGCAACCUCCCCAGCGGUCAGACUUUCCUCUGGCCACCCCAGAAAAUGCUGGCAGCGGUCCGGCGCAUGGCAGGGGGCGGACAGCAGUAGAAACUGACUUGACUUUUGGGCUGACUCCUAACAGACCUUCACAUCCUGCAUGUAGCUCUGAAGCUCCAGAAGAGAGAUCCAGUAGAAGACUAGCUGACAGCGAGUCCCUGGGCCAUGGAGCUCAGCGAAGUGUGGAUUUGGAAAGGGAGGAUUCAGUAAGCAGAGGAAGGAGGUCACCAAGCAAACCGGACUUCCUUUACAAAAAGUCUGCCCUCUGAGAGCAACCUCCAUGUCGUCUGUGCCUGAGAUGUGAAACAUCCCAUUUUAUUAUGUAACCCAGCAACUUCGAGACCCGCUUAUUGAUGCCAGCUGAUAACUCAGUUAUUUUAUUCCAGUUUUUGUACAUACAUGUUUAUUAGACAUGGCAUGCUAAGAGGGUUAUUUUGAAUGCUGCAUCUGUCUGUUUUGUGUUUGAACAAUUGUGUGGGGAAGCAUUUUUAACAGCAAGCAAGCUGGCACUUUUUUUUCUCUUUACAGAUGAAUUUUUUGCACUUGUCCAUUUAUUUUAUCUGUAUUGAUUUUAUAUCAGUAUGUUAAACUUUAUUGCCGCAUUUAAAGGACUGUAUUUUCAUACUUUUUUGCAUUUUGCCAUUCAUCUACCAAUUUCCAUGUGCAUUGGAUUGCACACUAAGAUGUAUUUUCUUAUGAAAUAGUUCUGUGUUUAUUUUUUAAUUAUAGAAAUUCCAAAGAACAGCACAUCAAAAUGCUCCUCUCUUUUCAAUAAUUGUUUUGGUUCAGAAAUCUUCCUGCUCAGUCUCUUUAAAUCUAUUGUCAUUCUUUUUUAAUAAGUCUGGGGAGCUGGUCUUCGUUCCUUCAGUGGGAGUCCCGUCAGGAUCCUGGAGUUUCCUAGUUCACUAGAGAACAGGAAGGAGAAAAGCCUUUGGUACCCAGGCUGCAAAGCUCUUGCUGUGUUCACAGUGCAGACGCCGUCAGAGCCGCUGCAGAUUCUGGUAGCAUGGACUAGAGGCACGAGAUGAGACUCUAAAGAGAUUGAGUUCUUAGAAUCCUAACGCCGUGGAGAUGGCGAAGUAACCUCCAGCCUGCACCACGGGCUUUCUGGUUCCAGCGUCCUCGACUCUCCAGCUGAUGGGGAAGUGACUGCUUGCUGCCUUCAGUUGUCUUGCUCUAUGUGGGAAAACAAAAAACAAGGGCUUCAGUCUUACGAUGUCAUUUGGUGUUUGUAAGCAUAUGUUUUCUUUUAAAUGUUUUUUAAAGUGUGUCUGAAUUUUGGUGUCCUAUAAAAAAAUUGUAUAAUGCAUAACGCUUCAUUACCAAAAGAGAAAAAACUUUUUUUUUUUUUUUCAGUGAAAACACUACAUGUCCUACUUGAACUCCACUAGGGAUGCUGGUUUGGGAUUUUACUGAACCACUGAGCACAUGGGAUCUUUAAGAUCUUCUCCCUUGGAAGGGCAAUGUGUGAACUAAGGACUUUUUUUUACUCUCCAAUGUAAAUAUAUUAGUAUUUGAGUUUUUAAAUCACUUCAACAUUAUUCGAGCUUUCACUUUGUAUUUUUACAGACACAUACACACAGCCGUAGCACUUAGAAGAGAAGAGACUUUCUGCACAGUCCCUCAGGGGAGUGUGUGUCUGGGAGUCUCUUUUCUGUGUAUGUGUAUAUAUAUAUAUAUACAUAUAUAUAAAACUAUGAAUCACUGACACUCACUCUAAAACUAUGCAGGGCUAGGGAGCCUUUACAAGCUCACAUAAAUGAAUUACAUGCACUUUUAAGUCAAUAGGUUUCUAUUGGGUGUCAACAACUCUGAUUCCUCCCAAAACUGUAGAUUCUCUUACAUUCUUUUCCUACUUUACCCUGUGGAUGUACACUCAGGAAUAAUCUGGCAUUUUUAAAAAAUCCUGACAGUAGGUCGUCUCAAAGAUGGGAAACAUCGGUAUGUCUGUGUACACCGGUACACUGCUGCCUCUCGUUCUGCUACCCGACUCCUUAGCUGCUGCUGGUGUGUCCACCCGCGUUGUGAGGUUGCGUACUGAGCUCCAGAGUUAACACUAACCUAUUUGUAAGGUCAGCUGUGCAUUGCCUUUGAGGCUCCCUUUUUUAAAGACAGAAAAACAGGACUGACUGUUCCAUUUUUAGGAGGUUUGACUCUAAUAGAUGAUGGUGUCUUUUGAAGCCAAUCUCAGUCUGUCUCUCAGAAGCUAAAAUUAAUUCCAUUAUAUUCCUUAAUGUGUGUUUAUAUCUUGUGUUGACAUGAAUUACUUUGAUGUAGUUUUAAAUAUUCUGAAUUCAGACGCUACUGUGCUGGUACUACAAAUAAGAGUGAGUAGAGUUAAUUUGGGUGGAAAAAACUUGAUCUGUGUUUUUUAAUUUAAAAAAACAAUAACAACCUUAGACAAGAGCUAUUGAUGUCACACAUUUAUUCUCCUGAAAAUUUAUUAAAUAUUAUUUCAUAUCCCCGAAGUGUAAUUAUAAAAAUAAGUGGCCAUUGUUCAUAGUUUCGUUUAAUUUAUGAAGUUUGCUUUUAAUAAUUUAGUAGCUUACCUGGCUGAACUACGUGUACAAAAAGAAACUUACUUUAACCUAUGGGAUUGUGAGCUGAUGUGACUUGCGAAGAUAAACAGAUGUGGUUGUGUGUGCUCGGGUAGGUGUUAGACUUUCAGUGUGUCUUGUGAAGUGUGCUUAAUAGGGUAGGUAGGUUGAAUAGCUCUGUGCCUCUGGCUUUUGAACCCAUCUAUUAAAUCUUUUUUAAUGCUUACUAAGCAUUAGAAUAUUUUAAUGCUGUACUGAGAUAAAUGUGAAGUCUGAGUAGGAUUGCUCUCAGAAAAAACACACAUGUACAAUGUAAAAUUUGGCCACAGGACCUGGCAUUUUACUGUGUAGAAAUUUUGUGAGAACCAAAUCGCAGAGUACCAGAUCUUAUCUCGAGGCCCCGACAAUCAGGCCGUCAGACAAUCACCACUUUGGGUGCCCACUUUGUGGAGGUUACAGAACUACUAUUUUGUUCCUGGAUCACAAAGAAUAUUGGCAUUUCUUCAAGAUGCUGUUGGUCUUUUUUUUUAGUUUUGUGAUUUCGAUGAACAAUUUAAGUUCAAAGUCACCUGUGACUCCUAAGGGAAAAAAGCAUGAAAGGCGAAAUUACUCCUGAAAAAUGGUCGUUUGAAUUUUCCACAUACCAUACCCUUUUUCACCUGCCCCCUCAGCGUUUUUGAGGCGUAUGUCCCUAGACCUAAACUCUUCUGACAUUUUGAUAACCAGUUAGACUUUAUGGAUUUUUAACGAGGUCCUUUUGUUGAAUCCUUUUGUAUAACUCUCUGAAACUUCAUCUAAUUCUCAGUUUUGCUCCCUCGAACUCUGUUUUUAUUAUAAUUGCUAUCCUUUAUUGGGGUUUCUUUUGAUUGGUUGUUCAAGUUCUGGCAAUGGGCAAUACUUGUCCAUUGAAUUAAGGUGAUGGUGUGGAGUGUGAGGGGAACAGCCUUGAGGCAGCAGGGCCUGCAUGUGUCCAUCUCUAGAGAAGAAGGUCUAACAUUUCUCAGUAACUACUCAGCAAAAUAUGUAUUUUCAUAAUGUUUAAUCUGCCUUUUAGGAAAUAUGUUUCAUGAAACACUUGUAAGGUAUUUGUUUUGCAUUUCUAAGGCAUUCAUGUUUAUAUCUUAGGACUGAACUCAAAGGGAAAUGUUUGAAUUUUAAAAAAUUAUUUGAUUCACUUCUUUCUAUUGAAAGUUACUAUUAAAGCAGCAGUGAUGGGUGCUAUUCCCGAUUCUGCAGUGGUUUACUUCGUCUACUAAGUAAUUUACUUUCAAACCUCAUUACAGAUAACCUUACUGAAAGAGUUACCAUCACACACUAAAAGGUAUUUUACUGCUUUCCAUCAGCACUGUUGAAUGAGCAAUGUUUUCUGAAUGUUCAGCUGUCUUUUUGUCUGAUAAAUUUGCAAUAGCUGUUAUGUAAUUCUUAUAUUGGCAGGUCUUUGAUAUUUUUUCCUCCAGAAAACUCUGACCAUCUGUCAAUCUUCCAUAUUCUAAAUAUUAUAUUGCUGUGGCUGUUUCUAUAGAAAGAUUACUUGCAAGUGUGUGUCUUGAAAAUAACCUCUUGUGUUUGUGUGUUUAUGUGAGCUCUCAGAGAUGAGCUCUGGAAGCUUCGUCAUGUCCCUGCACCUGACUGUUCUGUAAGCAGGUGGUCUGGAUCCUGCUCUUCGAUGGGGUGGCUGAAAGGUAAAGGUUCUUGAACUUCUUGCUGUUUAUGUCCCGCAUCUAUACUUCAGAAGUACUUCUACAACACUGCAUUUCUUGUGGUUGUGCUGUUACUGGUAUAAAGUCAAGUGCCUUCAAUGCUAAAGGCUCAGAAAUUUUUCUUAAACUGAUUUCAUGUCCUAUGCAAGUGUUUUCUACAACCUGCAUAACCAGUACUUUGUAAAACUUGUUUACGCUUCAAUUGUACAUAGUGUUUUUUAAGGAAAUAUAUAGUAUUUUUAUUUAGGUACCUCCAAACUUGAAUUUGUCUGUGUGAAGCAUUGUAAAACGAUACAUCUCUCUUUUGAGUAUCAUUACCGUUGUACAAAGGUUUUCACUGGUUCUAUUUUUCUACUGUUACUGAUAAGCAUGUAACACUGACUUUAUCCUACAUAUAGUUGGCAUUUCAAAUAAAUGGCUUGUAUAGAA
This is a messenger RNA of Myotis lucifugus (little brown bat), 7828 nucleotides long. It is a transcript of the gene BTBD7, whose product is annotated as BTB domain containing 7. NCBI's taxonomy places the organism in Eukaryota, Metazoa, Chordata, Mammalia, Chiroptera, Vespertilionidae. Gene Ontology annotation, molecular function: protein binding. The transcript has 10 exons. The record is from RefSeq and is a predicted model, not a curated record. Gene Ontology annotation, biological process: morphogenesis of a branching epithelium; regulation of branching involved in salivary gland morphogenesis. Bases 177 to 3431 code for a protein of 1084 amino acids.